AUGAAAUCCAGUUCACACUUAAAGCAAGAAGCUCUUAAUUAUAGAUUCAAUUCAAAUGUGCCUCUGAAAUUGUAUCUGACAACUUGCAUUAGCAUUGUCGAGGAAGCUCAAAAUAGUGCCAGGUGCAAUAAUAUGGAGCGCGCAUAUCUUCUUUAUAUUAGAUACUUAGAUCUUUGUCUGAAUAGACUUGUGCAUCAUUCAGAAGUUAACACAUCAGUGGAAUCGUUAUACAAAAGAGAAUACUUCCAACUGCUGAAGUUGGAAGUCCCUGCUAUCAUGAAGAUUACUGAGGAAUUGAAAAUCAAAAUAGAUGCAAGAUACAAGUCAUUGGCAAACAAUGUUGCGACAUCGACCUACGUGAGAUCGCCGGCUGUCAUGACGACAAAUCCUUCGGAUGAAAUUAAUCUUCCGAGUUCCUUUGAUGAACAAAAAUUCAACCAAUCUAUAAGUUGGUUUAAUCACAGUUCAAAGCAUUUUUCAGCACAGUCAGACUCUAACAAUGAAUAUCCCGAAUUACCAGAACUCAAUGCGACAUCCACGUCGGUCACAUAUACCAUGCCAGCAUUAUAG
Messenger RNA from Kluyveromyces lactis, 570 nucleotides. RefSeq names its product Rfu1p (gene RFU1). Bases 1 to 570 code for a protein of 189 amino acids. Gene Ontology annotation, biological process: protein K63-linked deubiquitination. The transcript has a single exon. Gene Ontology annotation, cellular component: endosome; membrane. NCBI's taxonomy places the organism in Eukaryota, Fungi, Ascomycota, Saccharomycetes, Saccharomycetales, Saccharomycetaceae. The record is from RefSeq and is a predicted model, not a curated record.